GUAAUAUGCCGGCGGCGUGGGAACUGUCAAAAUCAAGCUUUAUUGUACGGAAAUUUUAUAAUCAUUAUAUUUACUAAAUACUGCUUAAAAUUCUUCGAAAAUGGUCGAAAAUAAUGAAAUGGAGUUGUCUGAAGCUGAGGCUGAACAAUAUGAUCGCCAAAUACGUCUAUGGGGCCUAGAAUCUCAAAAAAGAUUACGUGCAUCAAAAGUAUUAAUAAUUGGUCUAUCUGGUCUUGGUGCUGAAACCGCUAAGAACAUAAUUUUAUCUGGAGUCAAAAGCGUUUGCCUUUUAGAUAAUGAAAAGUUGAAGGAAAUUGACUUGUACUCUCAGUUUUUAGCACCUCCAGAUAAAGUCGGUGAAAAUAGAGCAGAGGCGUCGUUACAGAGAGCAAGAGCCCUGAAUCCAAUGGUAGACGUUACAUCAGAAACUAAAUCUGUGGAUGAAUUACCAGAUGAAUAUUUUACAGCAUUUGACAUAGUUUGUGCAACUGGAUUAAAACAAGAACAAUUAGAACGUAUUAACAACGUUUGCCGUGAUAGCAACAAGAAAUUCCUCUGUGGCGAUGUAUGGGGAAUGUAUGGGUAUAUGUUUGCUGAUCUCGUCGAUCAUGAGUACUCGGAAGAAAUAGUUCAGCAUAAAGCCGUGAAACGCGGGCCUGACGAUACAGAAAAGAAUGCUAGAGAAACCGUAACCAUCACAGUGAAACGGCGAGCUAUUUAUGUGCCCUUGCAAAACGCUUUAUCUGCAGAUUGGACGAAGCCAGAGUUACGGUCACGUUUGCGCCGUGGAGAUCCCUCAUACUUUGUUAUGAAAAUUCUACUGCGCUUCAGAGAUGAGUAUAACCGCAACCCAGAUCCAGCUAAGAGGAGAACUGAUACAGAAAUAUUACUGCGUAUGCGUGAUGAACUUGUAAAGGAGUUGUCACUCCCUGUUGGAUUUAUCAGUGAUGCUUUAUUGACAGAUGUGUUUGGUACAGUCUCGGGGGCUGCCGCUGUGGUGGGUGGUGUUAUUGGCCAAGAGGUAGUAAAAGCGGUCAGCCAACGUGAACCUCCGCACAACAACAUGUUUUUCUUUAACCCUGUGAAGUGUGUUGGUUUUGUAGAACUUUAUGGUCAAUGAAUAAACCUUGUAGAAUGUAAGCAGUAUAAUAAAUAUAAGAUUAAUAAUUCAUUAAGUACAAA
Messenger RNA from Galleria mellonella (greater wax moth), 1182 nucleotides. RefSeq names its product SUMO-activating enzyme subunit 1 (gene Aos1). Gene Ontology annotation, biological process: protein sumoylation. Lineage: Eukaryota; Metazoa; Arthropoda; Insecta; Lepidoptera; Pyralidae. The coding region runs from base 101 to 1120 and encodes 339 amino acids. Gene Ontology annotation, molecular function: SUMO activating enzyme activity. The record is from RefSeq and is a predicted model, not a curated record. Gene Ontology annotation, cellular component: cytoplasm; SUMO activating enzyme complex. The transcript has a single exon.